AUCAUCACAUGUGCUCACCCCAUAAAUUUUUUCCCAUUAGAAAAGAGACAAAGCUCGUUAGGAUUAAGAUGUGACCUUUCCUUCCAUCAUCUCUCAUUCCAUUUUCUGAUUCUCUCCAUCCAAUAUCCUAAUCCUACCAUAGAUACUAACACCCUUCAACUUCACACCAAAUCCAACCGUUGAAUUCCACUUGUUCCUCCAUCUUGUUCUUUAUUUCAAUCCUCAAUAAAACAUUCCACACACACACACACACUACUUUGUUCUAUCUAUCCUCUGUCACAUUUUCAUGGCUGCAACCUCACAACAACAACCUUUUCAACAUAACAACAACAACAACAAUGGUAGUAACAACACUGAGUUUAACAGACAAGAAAUACAAACCGCCAUAGCUAAAGCAGUUGAACUAAGAGCUCUUCAUGCUGCAUUAACACAAGGAAAUAGCCCAAACCCAAGCCCAGGCCCAAACAAUGCUAGAUUUCCAUCUCCUUCCUCUGCUUCUCACUUCUCUGCUCAAGAUUACCCUGUUUUCACACCAAGUUAUGAAGAUGAGCCACAUCAAAAUCCAACAAAAAGUAGAACAGUAUCAGAAAGUUGGGAUGAAAAUGGAAUAGAAGGAGGAAACAUCAUAGAAAGUACCAUUGUACAAGAUUACAAGGAGAAGUCAAGUUCAAGAAAGGUACUACCUUUUGGUUUUUCAACAAAUCUAAAUCAAGAAUCUCACAUGUGUCCUAUUGAUGAUACUAAAUCAGUAACAGGUUCUUGUGCAAAUCAUAUCACAGUUCUUCAAACAUCACCUAAUGAAUAUUUCAAAUCUAGAAGAAGAAAUAGUUUAGAUGAUUUCAAACCUUUAUCUUCUUGCAAUAGGUGUAAACCUGCUUUGAUAACUAGUGAAUUUGAUAACACAAAAAACAACAAUAGAAGUUCCAACAUUGUUGUUCCUUUAACUGAUUCACAUGCAUCAUUUCAAACUCAACAUAAAAGUAAAGGGAUGAUUUCAUGGCUUUUUCCAAAGUUUAAGAGGAAGCAUAAGAAUAAGAAUGAGAGUUUUUCGCCGAAUAGGACAGAAUCCGAAGAGGUUUCUCAGAUACUUAAUAAAGAUAUGGGAAUUAUGUCAAUUGAGAUGUUGAAAAGAGAGCUUAUGGAAGCACAUGAGAGUAGAGAUUCUGCUAUAUUAGAAGUUUCUGAGAUGAGAUCUUCAUUUGGUGAGCUGAAACAAAAGCUUGAGUAUUUGGAAGGUUAUUGUGAAGAGUUGAAAAAAGCUUUGAAACAAGCAAUGCAAGCAAAAGAAUCACCACUUUGUGAUGAGAAAGUUGGAAUACCAUUUGAUGGAAAUGGAGAAAAUCCGAUGAUGCCGGUGAAUGAAGAUGUAAUGGUAGAAGGGUUUUUGCAGAUAGUGUCAGAAUCAAGAUUAUCAGUGAAACAUUUUUGCAAGAUACUUAUAAGCCAAAUUGAAGAAAAUGAUCAAACUUUGAUAGAAAACUUGAAUUUGCUUCUUCAACCAUAUAAGCUCUCAUUGAAUUCCAAAUACUCAAAAGCAGUUCUUUACCAUUUUGAAGCAUUCAUAAACAAUUCUCUCUACCAAGACUUUGAGAAUUCAGUGUUCCAAAAAAACGGCUCAGCGAAAUUCUUAGACCCUAGACAAGAUCGUCGUGCGCAAUUUUCGUCGUAUGUUGCACUAAGGAAUUUGAGCUGGAAUGAAGUUUUGAAAAAAGGUACAAAAUAUUAUAGUGAAGAAUUCAGCAAAUUCUGUGACCAAAAAAUGAGUUGUAUAAUCACUACACUUAAUUGGUUAAGGCCUUGGCCUGAGCCACUACUUCAAGCAUUUUUUGUGGCAGCAAAAUGUGUUUGGUUGUUACAUCUUUUAGCAUUUUCUUUUACACCAACAUUGGGAAUAUUAAGGGUUGAAGAGAAUAGAAGCUUUGAUGGUUACUAUAUGGAAGAUUUGCUUACUGAUAGACAAAGAUCACAAGGUCCAAGUAAAGUUAAGAUUAUGGUGAUGCCUGGAUUUUAUGUUCAAGAUAAGGUUUUAAGGUGUAAAGUUAUUUGUAGGCAUAAAUCUAAAUAUUGAAUUUGGAAAUAGGUUUUAAUUAUUUUAAUGUCCAUUUUAUUUUGUUCUUGUUAGACAAUGUUUGAAUAAGUUUGUAACUACCAAAAUGUAUGUUAAUUUCAUCAUCAAUAAAUUGUUAGAUAUUGUGUUGGGA
This is a messenger RNA of Trifolium pratense (red clover), 2201 nucleotides long. Its product is annotated as IRK-interacting protein-like. NCBI's taxonomy places the organism in Eukaryota, Viridiplantae, Streptophyta, Magnoliopsida, Fabales, Fabaceae. Bases 287 to 2068 code for a protein of 593 amino acids. The record is from RefSeq and is a predicted model, not a curated record. The transcript is spliced from 2 exons.